Aspergillus candidus is the source of this 2314-nucleotide messenger RNA. Its product is annotated as MFS transporter. The record is from RefSeq and is a predicted model, not a curated record. Gene Ontology annotation, biological process: transmembrane transport. Lineage: Eukaryota; Fungi; Ascomycota; Eurotiomycetes; Eurotiales; Aspergillaceae. Gene Ontology annotation, cellular component: membrane. The transcript has 3 exons. Gene Ontology annotation, molecular function: transmembrane transporter activity. The coding region runs from base 324 to 2147 and encodes 607 amino acids.
AGUCGUCUUGCUUGGGAUAUUUCAUCAUUCGACGCGAUUCCGGGUGAUCAGGUUUCUUUUUUCGACAUGUCCUCAUUUGACACCCAACGGUGACGUAGUGGACCAGAACCUAUCAACUGUCCGCUGAUCUCCCGGCGCGUGACUUGGUCAGGUACACCCUGUACCCGAUAGGUCUUCGCUCAUCUCGAGGGUGUCUACCUGCCAGAUUCGUGGGGAACGAUUGUUAGACUAUUGGCAUAGCUAUCGUCUAUCUAUCGACAAAGCCAUUGCAUUAUCUACCAGUACCGCCGUCGGUAUAAGCUCUCGAUUAGCUCUCACGCAAGAUGUCCCGCUCGCCGCAUCAUCGCCAGCAACAACCGGAUAUCGAUAAACGGGACUUUGACCAGAACCGUCCGUUGCUGGCCGGGCAGGAAGCUGGCUCCCAUGCCGACGACCGCAGCAAUUCUCCGUCCGGGUCGGGCUGGAGACUGUCCCGUGACGAUGGCCUCUUGAACGACGUGGUCGGUGAGAUCGUUGAGAGGGACCGCAGGAGACUCGCCCGAGAGAUUGUGCGGAUAUCCAGCUUUGUGCUGGGGGUCGUCACUUGUCUCGGCGCCGGAAGUAUCACCGCCUUUUCCCUAUACGGACCGCUGUUCUUGACUCGCCUCCACUACACGCAGCUCCGGGUGAAUGCCGUCUCGAUCGCCGCCGAGGUGUCCAUGUACCUGCCCGUCCCGCUGUUUGGAUACUUGUGUGACCGGUAUAGCCCGUCUCCGCUGGCCCUGUUCUCUGGGAUUGUGUUUGGGACCGGCUACUUUCUCGCGGCGUUCGCCUACCGCAGCGGUCCGCCACCGGACGCGGGCGGGGAGGGAUGGCCCUUCUGGGUCAUGGUUGUCGCGUUCGUGGCCAUCGGGACGGCCACCAGCUCCAUGUAUCUCGCUGCGGUGACGACCUGCGCCAAGAACUUCGGCCGGGGCAAGCACAAGGGGAUCAUGCUGGCGGUGCCCAUCGCGGGCUUUGGUCUCAGCGGCAUGUGGCAGAGCCAGAUUGGCACAUAUCUGCUGUGCGAACGUCUGGAAGACGGAAGUCGCGGCGACGUCGACGUCUUCCGGUACUUCUUGUUCCUGGGCGCCCUGCUCCUCGCCAUCGGCGUCAUCGGCACGUUCGGGUUGCGGAUCGUGGACGACGAGGAAGAGAGAUACAUCGACGCCACCGUCGACGAGCUCGAACGGAGUGGCCUCUUGGAAGAAAGCGAAUUCUUCCGGACCGGCCGUGACGAGGGGGAUCGCUAUGGGACCUUCUCGCGGGCCGAGGGCAGCAGUACCGAGGGCGAGAUGUCUGCUUCCGAGGAAGAGCGCGAGGCCGCAAGGCUCUACAAGGUCCGAGAGGAGGAGGAGCGUCAGAAGAAGACCUGGCUUCUCAACUACGAAACGAGGACGUUCCUCGCCGACCACACCAUGUGGUGGCUUGCUCUGGGGUUCUUCUUGGUGACGGGCCCGGGGGAGGCUUAUAUCAACAAUCUGGGUACCAUUGUCCAAACGCUCACGCCGGGGAAUAUCCCGGCGAAUAGGUCCCCCGCCGGACUUCCCGCGACGCACGUCACCACCGUGGCACUCACAUCGACCGUCGCUCGACUCCUGACCGGUUCACUUUCGGACUACUUCGCCCCGCCGGCAUCUCACCUCUCGCCCAGCCAUUCCGAAGACGACGACACAGAGUCGUCCACCCGUCUCCGUCUCUCGCGCCUCUCCUUCCUCCUCCCAUCCGCCUUUCUCCUCCUCCUUGGCUACCUCCUCCUCGCGACUCCCCUACCAAUCCAGCAUCCACAGCUCUCGCACCUCACGACAGCCCUAGUCGGCCUCGGCUACGGUAGUGCGUUCUCCCUCGUCCCAAUCAUCAUCUCCGUCGUCUGGGGCGUCGAGAACUUCGGCACCAACUGGGGCAUCGUCGCCAUGGUCCCGGCCGUGGGAGCCGCCUUCUGGGGGAUCGUCUACUCGCGGGGGUACCAGGACGCGUUGGACGGGGGAAGCAGCACCGACGACGGGGAGUGUCGCGGGUGGCGGUGUUUCGGGUUCUGGGCCGUGGGGUGCACGGUCAGUGUGGGAGUCGCCAUGGUGGCGUGGUGUGUCGCGUGGAGGGCAUGGAGACGGAGGGGAGUUGUUGUAUAGUUUUUUGCCUUUUAUCGUUUUCCUAUGUUUAGUAUUGCUAGCGUUUGUUGUACAGUUGCGGUAAAGGGUCUUGGAUAAGGCAACUGCAUGUUUGUUAUAAAAUUGCCUUACGUUGGACUGGGAAGCCAGGUGUUGCGUGGCAUUGUUACUUAUCAUUUACAGUUAGG